AUGAAGCUUAACAUCUCUCUUGCAUCUCUUUUGAAAUACUUGUUGUUGCUGCCCAUCCCCAUUGGCAUCUAUAUUAUCAAGCAAUUGCCUCUGUCCCUUCACCUCGACCGUGACAAGAAUGACCUGCUCCUCAUCAAGAACAACCUCGAUGACAUCAAGACCGGAGACAAAGUUACCUUAGUUAACCCAAGAAGACCAUCUGAGAUCAUUGUAAGAACUAUUGUGGCCACUGAUGAUGAUACCAACUCUUUUGUGUACCCUACUACUCCAGUUCAGACAUCGCCAGACUUGAAGUCCUCGUCCAUCACUUGCUCUUCAAGUCCAUUCCCAAGAACAUUGAUCAAGGGAAAGGUCAUUGCCUCGCUCUACUGCCUCGGCCCAUUGUAA
Messenger RNA from Acytostelium subglobosum LB1, 387 nucleotides. RefSeq lists its product as hypothetical. The transcript has 2 exons. The record is from RefSeq and is a predicted model, not a curated record. Lineage: Eukaryota; Evosea; Eumycetozoa; Acytosteliales; Acytosteliaceae. Bases 1 to 387 code for a protein of 128 amino acids.